AUGUUUUCGUAUUUCAAAGGAUUAGUAACAAAGAAGACAUAGUUGUUCUUUUAACCCAAUAAUUAGUUCAGUGAAAUUUGGAAAAAGAAAAAGAACAUCAUUAUUAAGCCCUUCUCAAUUAUUUCAGGAGAAACUGUGUUUAGUGCUACCCCAAUUAAAGGUAAAUAUGGAGUUAAAAACGACUAUAUAACAGUAUUGAAGAAUGGAUGCAUGCUCACUGAAGUUAUUCCAUGCUCUAAAGAUAAUACAGGAAAAGUUAACAUAGAUUAUAGUAAAAGAUUAAAUUUUGCUAUGAGUCUUUCUAACAUGGGUUAAAUAUUGGCUAUAUCUGACGAGCUUAUUUCUAAAUCUACUAUCAACACCAAGAUUGAAUAUACUUUAUCAUCUGAUGUUAAGAAGAAAGCCCUUUACAUAAGUAAAAAACCUGAAGAUACCCAUUUAAAUAUAUAAAUCAAAGAAAGCAACUUAUUACCUGAUUAGAAUAAAUGGGCUGACCAUUUAUUACAAGCAAAUGUAUCUGUUCCUGAUUUUAUUAUCUUUAGAGAACUUUGUAGAUUUUCACUCCCUUACAUGAUUGGAUGGUAAGCUUUAGCCUCUUACGACUUUGCUGAAAAAGAUUCUAGUGAUGAUAGAUUGUGA
Messenger RNA from Tetrahymena thermophila SB210, 639 nucleotides. RefSeq names its product rDNA origin-binding protein. The transcript is spliced from 7 exons. Lineage: Eukaryota; Ciliophora; Oligohymenophorea; Hymenostomatida; Tetrahymenidae. Gene Ontology annotation, molecular function: single-stranded DNA binding. The record is from RefSeq and is a predicted model, not a curated record. Gene Ontology annotation, biological process: regulation of DNA-templated transcription; defense response.